Molecule: messenger RNA, 2633 nt
Organism: Toxoplasma gondii ME49
Lineage: Eukaryota; Apicomplexa; Conoidasida; Eucoccidiorida; Sarcocystidae
Gene: SIR2
Product: histone deacetylase SIR2
Exons: 7
Coding region: 1211-2293 (360 amino acids)
Molecular function (GO): NAD+ binding
Source: RefSeq, a predicted model, not a curated record
CAGACGAAGAGUUUGUUGUACCGAUGGACGUAGGCUGAAGGCUACUGCAGUUAAAGGCACUGUCAUGAGGAAACAGCGUGCUGAUUGUGUGUGCGUACAGUGCGAAGCCAACAAGUGUCAUCUAUGAUACAGGAUCCGUUGGUCAUUGGGUCAUUUCGCUUGGAAAUGUGACCUGAGGCCGCAGUUUCCUUGUGAACGUAGCAGUUCUGGUUGAUUUGUGUUGAAGUGCUGGGGAGAAUGCCCAGAAUCUUCCCUGCAACGUGGAGGACCACUCAGUGCCGAUCGCCCACUAAACUGCCCGUCACUUGUGUGUGUAAGCCUGAAACCAUUUGUCCUGAAAGAAGGUCAUUUCACACAUAAAGUAAUAGGUUACUUAGAAAGGAAGGUCCUACCUCUUACCCUCAACCCUCUGAAGUGCCUCUGCAAACGUCGUGAACAGCAGGCGCGCACGCUGGACGCUUGCUGCACACGGAGCGGCGUGUGACCGUCAGGAAGGUAUGUUUUUUCGACAGUAACUGUAACAUUUCCUGUGUUUUUUAUAUUCGUGUCUGCCGUAAUUUCUCCACGAAUUUGGGGGGAUGUACAGGCUUCUUCCCUCGGUCCUUGCAAUCGCAGCAUGCGCUUUGCCUAGACAGUUGUAGACUCGAGGUUCUUUUGGUCGGUCAUCUGGCCGUUUUCUGUGCAAAGCGGAAGGGGGAACUGUGAGCAGGCAAAUCAGUUUUUCACUAGUUUGUAGUAAGAUGAACGCUGUUGAGACUGUUGGUGGCGUGCUUCAGGGUGACAAAGCGGGGUCUUCACCGCGAGAAAAGCGACCUGAAGGUGGGGCCAGCACGAAUUUUGUGUCUAUGCCGUUUUUCCUCUAUGUGUUCAUCACAUUGAUCGUUAUUUGCCACGCUCUUGCAUUUGCCGCUUGGCUGUUUUACUUCUUGAAAGAUCUUGCAGCGAACAAAACAGCGUCCGUGAAAUUGCCGUCCGUGAAAUCGGCCCCAGUUAAGAGGCAGAAGCUCUACCCUGACACUCUUUCUGGGCAGUCUACGACAGCGCUUAAGGGAGGGGUGUCUCCACACGCGAUAUCGCCAGAAUCGUUACGACUUCGGAAACCGCCUGUUUCGACGUCUGCAGGGUCUUCCGCGUCCCUGAAAGACGCUAAUCUGCAGUCGCAGAGCGGCCCCUCUUCCUCUAGUAGCUCUCGUGAAAAAACCAACAACGAAUGAACCUUUUGGUUAUUUCGUGUUGUUUUCUGCUCACCCUUGCGUGCCUCUUUGAGCCUCAUGAACAGUUUCUCGUCGCUGUACCUACGAGAGCGUCUACAACUCUACGCGUGCAGCCGAUUCAAAAAGCGAGCUGUCACUUGAGAAAACAGAGAACGGCCACCUUCUCUCACUUCCAUUCAGACGUUCGAAUCGUCUGGAUGCACUCAGUUUAUGGGAGUGAAGUAGCUGAUUCCCUCAUGUCCGGAACAGAACCUGCGGGAAGUGACUACCACCAGAGAGACGACAUGGGGCAAGCUGCAACAUAUUUCCAGAAGAAAAACACGACGUUCAUCUCUUUUGAAGACCUCGCCGAUGACGUUCGGAAGGCAAAAUAUGUCGUGGCUCUCACCGGCGCGGGGGUCUCUGCCGAAAGUGGCAUUCCGACAUUCCGCGAUCCCUCUGACGGCUUGUGGAAGAAAUAUGACCCGACGGUAUACGCGACAAUUUGGGGGUUCUGGCGAUACCCUCACAAGAUCUGGGAGCUUCUCCUCGAUUUCCUGAGGACAAAUGACCCGAUGCCGAAUGCGGCGCAUGUGGCGUUAACAGAUCUCCAGAGGCUUGGGUACCUGAAAUUCAUUGUAACGCAGAACGUUGACAAUCUUCACCAGGACUCGGGAUCCACCAACGUCAUCGAGUACCACGGUAGUCUUCUCUCUGCUACGUGCCGGCAAUGUGGGAAGAAAAUGCGUCUCUCCAAGUCUAUGCUGCAAGAUGAAAACUUCGCAAAGGACCUUCCCCCGAAGUGCGCUUGUGGCGGAAUCUUCAAACCCGAUGUGAUUCUGUUUGGAGAAGGCAUUCCAGCGAACGCCGUGCGGGACGCGAAUCGAGAAGUGGACAAGUGUGACCUGCUUUUGGUUGUUGGGACCAGCGCUUCUGUCAGCCCUGCCUCUGACUUGCCAUAUCGGGCGAUGCGUGGUGGUGCGAAAGUUGUUGAGGUUAACUUAGAGACAACAGGACUAACAAACCGUAUCAGCGAUAAGUUUGUUCAGGGGCGGGCGAGCCAGUUGGCUCAAACAGUGAAGGCGCUGCAAAGGAGAUAGGGGCACCGUAACUGAAACGCAGUCUUCUGCUCCGACAGAUAGUUGAUUCUCUUCUGUAGCCUCUCUACCUGGAUGAACGGUGACCAAAUCGUGUUUCGUUUCAGGCCGAGAGACGGACACGAAAUUCAGAACGCCAUGGCGGGGGGCUAAAUGGAAAGGCAGCUUCCUUGGCGGGGAUCUGGGUUACGACCCACCCCUGAUUUACGAGUUUACUCUUGGACUCUGUACUCCCGUGGUUCAUUUCUUUCUCCAAGCGCAACGUGACUCCCUUUUCAAUAGCGUGUUCUUCUGUUCCGCACCGGUGUGCGACGAAGUACAGCGACACGUCGAUGUUAAAAGU